AUGGUCAUCCGCCUCGACCUGCUCCACAUCAAAUCGCAUCUACAUAGUCCCUCAUCACAUCGUAUCGCCGCGCAAUCACUACUUGCUGCUGCACGUGUUAACAAGCUUAACAGAGUUGGUGACCAAUGCCACGACCAAAGUGGUGACCAAUGCCACGACCAACGUGGUGACCAAUGUGCUGACCUACCACCUGACCAACGUGGUGACCCAAGUGCUGACCAAUGCCAUAACCAAAGUGCUGACCAACGUGCUGACCAAGGUGCUGACCAAUGUGUUGACCAAUGCCAUGACCAACGUGUUGACCAAUGUGCUGACCAAUGUGUUGACCAAUGUGGUGACCAAUGUGCUGACCAAAGUGGUGACCAAGGUGCUGACCAAAGUGGUGACCAAUGCCACGACCAAAGUGGUGACCAAUGCCAUAACCAAAGUGGUGACCAAACACCUGACCAAGUUAGUGGUUACGGCAGCGAUGACAUGGUCACGGCAGCGAUGACAUGGUGA
Babesia bigemina is the source of this 501-nucleotide messenger RNA. RefSeq lists its product as hypothetical. The transcript has 2 exons. Lineage: Eukaryota; Apicomplexa; Aconoidasida; Piroplasmida; Babesiidae. Bases 1 to 501 code for a protein of 166 amino acids. The record is from RefSeq and is a predicted model, not a curated record.